Messenger RNA from Ceratotherium simum simum (southern white rhinoceros), 1124 nucleotides. It is a transcript of the gene CCDC12, whose product is annotated as coiled-coil domain containing 12. The record is from RefSeq and is a predicted model, not a curated record. Gene Ontology annotation, cellular component: U2-type spliceosomal complex; post-mRNA release spliceosomal complex. Lineage: Eukaryota; Metazoa; Chordata; Mammalia; Perissodactyla; Rhinocerotidae.
CCUCGGGAAGGGCUAAUCUGAGCCUCCCGUACGCGGUCAGGGAUUCCAAAUCUGGGGUCAGGGAUUCCAGAUUUGCCCUAGGGUCUAGAUCCGCACCAGGACGCAGCCCGCCCGGCUGGAAUUGCCACCAUUCGUCCAAGGGACAGCCUCGCGGGGUGGAAGGGAAGGGGGACCCUGCAGAUGGCGAGGGUCCUUCAACAAGACUUCCUGCUCUCCCGUUCUCGUCCCUGGGUUGGCCGUGAGAGGUUCAUCUACUCCUUGGGCCUGCGCGAUGCGGGACGAGAGACGAGGAGGGUGGGCAAGAUGGCGGCCACUACGGCCGGUGUGGGCCGGCUAGAGGAAGAGGCGUUGCGGCGAAAGGAAAGGCUGAAGGCCCUACGGGAGAAAACCGGGCGCAAGGACAAGGAAGACGGGGAGCCAAAGACCAAGCAGCUCAGAGAAGGGGAGGAGGAAGGCGAGAAGCACAGGGAACUCAGGCUGCGGAACUAUGUCCCAGAGGAUGAAGACCUGAAGAGGAGGAGGGUGCCCCAGGCCAAACCAGUCGCAGUGGAAGAGAAGGUCAAGGAGCAGCUGGAGGCCGCUAAGCCAGAGCCUGUCAUUGAGGAAGUGGACCUGGCUAACCUUGCACCCCGGAAGCCUGAUUGGGACCUCAAGAGAGAUGUAGCCAAGAAGCUGGAGAAGUUAGAAAAGCGGACCCAGAGAGCCAUUGCCGAGCUGAUCCGUGAGAGACUGAAAGGCCAGGAAGACAGCCUGGCCUCUGCAGUGGAUGCCAACACCGAACAAGAGGCCUGUGACUCCGACUGAGGCAUGCCCUGUCCCCUCACCUGCCUGUCAGACCUGUCCUAUAAGACAAUGGUCUUGGGCAAGGGUGGGGGCUGGGCUUGCGAUCGCUUCUAGUUUGGCUUCAGAGCAGUGACUCCCUGCCCCAUCAGUCUGAAAUCCCCCCACCCCCAUGGGAUGAGGUCAGCUCCUUGUCUCCUGAGUGGUCCCCACCACCCUGAGUGGGGACAGAGCCAGCAGCAACUCUGUGGGCUUGCUGUGUCUGCACAUAUGCAUGUGUUUUGAACUUUUUUUUUGUCUCUGGAAAUAGAAACAAGCAGACCCCUGUGUGUGGUAGAAACCUA